Messenger RNA from Yamadazyma tenuis ATCC 10573, 1914 nucleotides. Its product is annotated as diphthine--ammonia ligase. Gene Ontology annotation, biological process: protein histidyl modification to diphthamide. Lineage: Eukaryota; Fungi; Ascomycota; Pichiomycetes; Serinales; Debaryomycetaceae. Gene Ontology annotation, molecular function: diphthine-ammonia ligase activity. The record is from RefSeq and is a predicted model, not a curated record.
AUGAAGUUUUUGGCACUUAUCUCGGGAGGCAAGGAUUCCUUCUACAACAUCCAUCACUGUAUUACUCAGGGACAUGAUCUUAUAGCCCUUGGAAACUUGUACCCGAAAAACACCCAACAGGAUGAGAUUGAUUCAUUUAUGUUCCAGACUGUAGGACAUGAUAUAAUCGAUAACUAUGCAAAAUGUUUGGAUGUACCGUUAUAUCGCCAAGCCAUUGAAGGACGCUCAAAAAAUCAGGAGUUAGAGUACUCCAGAACUGAAGACGAUGAGAUUGAAGACCUCUUCAAGUUGAUCACAACUAUAGUGAAGAACCAUCCCGAUGUACAAGCCAUUAGUUGUGGAGCAAUUUUAUCACACUAUCAAAGAACCCGAGUGGAAAACAUCUGUGACAGGUUUGGAUUGACAUCUUUGGCUUUUCUUUGGCAGAGAAAUCAAGACCAGUUGAUGCGGGAAAUGUGUGACAGUCGAUUGGAUGCUAGAAUCAUCAAGGUGGCUGCUAUAGGAUUGGAUGCGAAACACCUUGCGAAAUCCAUAAAGGAGCUUUAUCCGUACUUGGUCAAGUUGAACAAGAUGUAUGAUGUGCAUAUUUGUGGAGAAGGGGGCGAGUUUGAGACAAUAGUGUUGGAUUGUGUUUUCUUCAAGCACAAGAAGUUGAACAUGAUCGAUAUGAGAGUGGUUCAACACUCUAGUGAUGUGUUCUACUUGAAAUUUGGUAUCGAAGUAGUAGAUAAGAAAGAGGAAGCAAGAAUUCCCUUUGCUCUGGCGAUAGUACCUUCCUUGCUUGAGAAUAGCUUUCAAGAAGUCUUGGAAAAUAGCGUGAUAUCCGAAGAAUUUUAUCCAGCCGUAAGUUCUAAUUCUACUCCGUACCAAUUGAGUCUGAAGGUCUGUUCAGUAGGAAACAAUAUUUUUAUAUCCAAUUUGGUGGACUCAUCAAACACAAUCCAAGAGCAACUAUCUAACAUUUUUAUCCGGCUUGAGGAAUUCUUAAAGGAUGCUAACCUCAGUCUCAACGACAUUCAACAUAUAACCCUACUUUUGGCGGACAUGGACAAGUUUUCUGAAAUUAACGGGAUUUACUCCUCCAAAUUCAUAGACCUUUACCUUCCCCCUUCAAGAAUCUGUAUUGAAACCAGCUUGCCAGAUCCUUACCAGGUUCAACUAUCUUGUAGGUGUAUCAUUAAGGAAACAAACACCAAAAAAGGGAUUCAUAUCCGAUCAAGGUCUUAUUGGGCUCCUCAAAACAUCGGCCCUUACUCACAAGCCAGAGUUGAAGAACAGAAGGAUUUCAAUUUUGCAACCAUUUCAGGACAAAUCCCCUUAAUUCCUUCAAGUAUGGAAUUGUUAUCGUCGGGAAAUGAGACCAUUGCGCUAACAAUACAACAUUUUGAUCGAAUCCGAGCCUUGAUUAACGUUCAAGAAAUUUCCACCAUCCUAUGUUUCGUAACCCAUGAGUUAAAUCUUGAUAGCCUUAAGCAGAUUUGGCACACUUAUUGCCAAACUGACUCUCACCAGAGUCUACUUGAAAAAUUAAUCAUUUUGAACGUUAGCCGACUUCCAAGAAAUGCAAGCAUUGAGUUUGGAGGUGAAACCUUCAAGAGUGUUGAAGAUUUACUUGAAGAGGACGAGGAGAUUGAAAAGACAGACCAUAAUGAUCUUAUAAUUUGGAUCAAAGAGACGUUUCCAGACCUUAUAUUAACCCAGUUAAAAGACAGCGUGAGUGUGCUGAUUUUCACUGACUCUGCAACAGACUUGAACAAGUUAAUGAACGACUUAAAUGGUUUUAUAAGAGUCUAUUGCAGUGGGGAGGAUUUUAAGAAACUCGACAACUUUGGGGAAUUCAUGCCUGUGUCUCAAGUGAUGAACUUCCAAAUGAGGAAUUACAAAUAUGCUGUUUCGGUCAUAGUGAAGAGAUAA